AUGACACUUACCCUCAGAAGCGAACAGCAAGAACUGGCGAGGCGCACAGGCGUCAAGGAACUUGAUUACCGGCGCCUUUGUUACAAACAAAGCAAUAGCAGACAAUCCUUCCAGGGAUUUAACGCAGCAUCGUUGAGAGAGCUGACAUCGUCAUCCUCCGCUUGCUUUAAUAUCACGCUUUGCAUACGGGGGGAAAGAAUGAGCAGCCUUGUUCGCCCCCCUCUCGGUCCCCGCACCAGCCUUGCCUCCCAAGCGCUCAACACAAACCCCCCCUCCAACCAAACCCGAAGCGGCCCCCCCGUCACAGACGCCGCUUGCGCCCCUUUUCCAAGCUUCGGCAGACCCCCCCGCUCGCCCACUUCACAACUAGGUAGGAGAGGCUUCAACGCGUCACUCCAAGACAGUUGCAGCCGAACUGUAGACCAGUACCCCUUCCUAGCGGUUGGGAAAAGCGCCCUUCCAAACUCCACCAAAUCUAACUUCUUAUCCCAGGGCUCGGAAAGAUUAGCGGCCCCCCGGUCCGGAAAAGGGGGGGUGGAAAUGAGUGUCGCAACAGCGCCCAAGCGCGUGAUGCGUACGGUGAAGCUCUCGGAGGUGGCGGGGGCGGAUCUGCAGCAGCUUCUGUCGCGGCCGAGGAUCGAUUUCAAGAGCAUCUUUGACACCGUCGGGCCGAUCAUUGAGAAUGUGCAGAAAAGGGGGGAUGAAGCGGUGCGCGAGUACACAGCGAAGUUCGAUGGGGCGAACUUGGACGACGUCGUGGUGAAAGUGUCGGACCUGCCGGACCCGCAGUUGGAUCCGGACGUUACAGCAGCAUUUGACGUCGCGUUUGAUAACAUCAAAGCGUUCCAUGCUGCGCAGAAAAAGACGCAGGCUUUGGUGGUCGAGACAAUGCCGGGCGUUCAAUGCCGACGAGUCGCCCGACCAAUCGACCGUGUCGGUCUCUACGUGCCGGGCGGCACCGCAGUGCUCCCGUCGACCGCACUCAUGUUGGCCGUUCCCGCAGGAAUCGCCGGGUGCAAAACGAUUGUCGUUGCGACACCUCCCCGGAAGGACGGGAGCAUCGCUCCAGAGGUGCUCUACUGCGCGAAGAAGGCAGGCGUCACGCACAUUCUUAAGGCGGGGGGCGCGCAGGCCGUCGCCGCUCUUGCGUGGGGCACUGCCACGUGUCCCAAGGUGGACAAGAUUCUAGGCCCCGGCAACCAGUACGUCACCGCCGCCAAGAUGCUCCUGCAAAACAGUGAGGCCAUGAUCUCAAUCGACAUGCCGGCGGGCCCGUCCGAGGUGCUUGUUAUUGCGGACGGGGGAGCGAGUCCUGCGCACGUGGCGUCGGAUCUGCUUUCACAGGCGGAGCACGGCCCCGACAGCCAGGUGGUGCUGGUUGCCCUCCCUGGGGUGGACCUAGAUGCGGUGCGCGCCGAGGUGGACCGGCAGUGCGACGCGCUGCCACGUGGCAGCAUCGCACGCAAGGCGCUCGAGCACAGUUACAUCGUCGAGGUGGAGACUGCUGCGCAGGCUACCUCUUUCUCCAACGACUACGCUCCCGAGCAUCUCAUCGUUAACGUGGAGGAUGCCGAAGAUUGGCUUCCCAAUCUCACAAAUGCGGGGUCCGUUUUCCUGGGCCGCUGGACCCCCGAGAGCGUCGGCGACUACGCCAGCGGCACGAAUCACGUUCUGCCGACGUAUGGCUAUGCGCGUAUGUACGGCGGCGUUUCGCUCGACUCGUUUGUGAAGUACAUGACGGUGCAGAAUCUGUCGAAAGAAGGUUUGCAGAAUCUGGGCCCGUCGGUUGCAAAGAUGGCCGGGGUCGAGGGGUUGGAUGCGCACCGGAGGGCGGUGACGAUGCGCCUUGCGGAUAUCGAGUCUGGACGGUAAUCUUGUCAAGGUAUAGAACAUUCUUAGCACGGUCGCCCAACUUUCGAGACAUCCAAGACAUGCAGUGCGACCUGACGUGCAUUCUGCAAACGCAAUGAGCAACUUACCGCGUCAAAAAAAAAUUAACAUGCACCGAUGCCCGACCUGGAGACGCGCGGUGAUUUUGGAUGUGAGCCUCGGAGUCAAC
Molecule: messenger RNA, 2059 nt
Organism: Klebsormidium nitens
Lineage: Eukaryota; Viridiplantae; Streptophyta; Klebsormidiophyceae; Klebsormidiales; Klebsormidiaceae
Source: the annotation of a GenBank genome assembly